This is a messenger RNA of Dinoponera quadriceps, 2144 nucleotides long. Its product is annotated as T-complex protein 11-like protein 1. Gene Ontology annotation, biological process: signal transduction. The transcript has 9 exons. Bases 438 to 2102 code for a protein of 554 amino acids. The record is from RefSeq and is a predicted model, not a curated record. NCBI's taxonomy places the organism in Eukaryota, Metazoa, Arthropoda, Insecta, Hymenoptera, Formicidae.
GAUAGAAAGUUGAAAAGUUCCGAGUGUCACUUGUGUUUCAGGUUUAAACGCGCGCUCGGCGCGACACUUCCGGUUGAACACUCCUCAUCUGACAGUCCGAAAUGUUGUAGGUACACAACUCACAGCUGUGAUCCAAAAUUGCGCACGGUCAUCAACGCGGGAUGCUGCCAACGAGCACGCGUAUUCGCAGAUAAAUCCGAUGUGUCGACAGGCCUGAAACUCCGCUGCCGAAAGCCGAAGGUUUCUCCUCUUCUCGCGCGAUCGCAAUAGACAACCUCGCAUUAACCUGUACAUAACUGAUCAUCGAUAGGCUCUGACCUCCUUCGCUACUCGAAGAGAGAGCAUUCGACUAGCAGUCUUUUCUGCGUACAGACCAUGCUACGGCCAGCCUUUUAAACAAAAAAUAUAUAUAUAUAUAUACAUCGACACUCGACGCUAUGUCAAACAGGAGCAAAGUUUUGGUCAGUGCUGGAGUAAUAUGGGGUGUAAUUCUUUGCUGUCUAUUAUACAGCCGCAAGUUGAGACCCAUGGCAUUGUUAAAUUUUAUUCCUGCUAUCUUACAUCGCAAUCAAAAAAUGGAGAAUGAGGAUGAACAAAAACAAAAACAUAAUGUUAACAAGGCUAGUACAUCAAUAGACUGUGAUACUAAUGUACAUAAAACUGCACAAAAUGAAGCGCAAGAUAGGCAACCAACUCCAAAUUUCAUGAUGGGUGGAUUGACAGCAGCGUCACCACCAAAAUUCGUGUCCUUCGAUGAAAUUAUAAAAGCUGCCAAUGGAAUGAAAAAUAUGGCCUUAGCGCACGAAAUCGCAGUAGACAAAAAUUUCCAACUGCAGAAACUGGAGCCAGAAGAUGGUAGUUUUCAUAGGCGAGUAAAAGAAAUAAUGCAUAAAGCUUUUUGGAAUCUGUUAACGGAGCAGUUGGCCGAAGAUCCACCAGAUUAUUCGCACGCACUGGUUUUAUUGAAAGAAAUUAAAGAAUCACUCGAUGAGUUGGUACCACCGCAGAAUUCGAGAAUCAAAGAUAAUAUUAAAGAAGUGCUCGAUCUAGAUCUAAUCAAGCAACAAGCGGAAAAGGGCGUUUUAGAUUUUCAUCAUUAUGCCCAAUAUAUAAUCUCUAUAAUGAGCAAGAUAUGUGCGCCGGUCAGAGAUGAGAAAAUCAGAGAGCUUACACAACAGACGGACAUUAUUGAGACGUUCAAAGGUGUUAUGGAAUUGUUGCAAUUGAUGAGAUUGGACUUAGCAAAUUUUACCAUUACUAUGAUGAGACCAAACAUCAUCGCCUCCAGCAUUGAGUAUGAGAAGGCAAAGUUUGCCGAAUUUUUAAAAAUCAAUUCGAACGGUUUACAAUACACAGAAAAAUGGUUAUUGAAGCAUUUCGAUGCGGAGAAGAUUACAGGCUCGUCGACCUCUGGUACCGGUAACAUAAGACAACUUACUCAUUCACUGGUGACCGAGGCAUACCUUGAUCUUCUAGAAUGGGAUUUCAGUCCAGACGCUGAAACAUUGAUGUUGGACCAAGGAAGGCUGUUGGAAUUGCGCGACAUAACUAGUAGAUUGAGUGUCGUCGGCGCUGUGAUAUUGUUGGUCAAUAAUACGAUUGGCGCACCAAUUCACGGAAUUUCAAGCUUUAAGAAGAAUAUUAAGGAGCAUCUGAAUGUAUUAUUGGAUUCUGUACAUUCUAACAAAGACUUGGAGGCUGCAAUGCCGAAUAUUGUGCUGCAAGUAAAAACUGAUGUCAAAACGACAUUACAGGAGAUCAAUGCUCCUGACUUGUCCUCGGAGCUGGAAACAUUAUUGGAAGGUCAGAUAACUGACCUGAUAGAUACGAAACAUAAGAUCAGAUAUCUCGUCAGCUUGCGAAUUAGACAAUUUUUGCAGAAGAUCAUAUCCUCGCAGUCUAUUGCGCCCCAACAAGUACCACCAGGUCUCUCCUCACUGCAAGAGGAACUAACAGCGAUCGCUGCUCGAUUCGUUAUACUUGUUGCGCAUAAUCGAAGCGUAUUUGGAGAGUAUUAUCAAGACAUUGUUGCAAACGCGCUUGCAAGAAGCGACGUUGACAAUAACAAAGAGAUACACGAAGCACAUACUAUGGAAUUGUAAAAAAAAAAAAAUAGAAAAAUGGGUUUAGAUAUGUAUUGUUAA